Messenger RNA from Aspergillus tanneri, 555 nucleotides. RefSeq lists its product as uncharacterized. The coding region runs from base 1 to 555 and encodes 184 amino acids. The transcript has a single exon. NCBI's taxonomy places the organism in Eukaryota, Fungi, Ascomycota, Eurotiomycetes, Eurotiales, Aspergillaceae. The record is from RefSeq and is a predicted model, not a curated record.
AUGGCUGGCUGUAUCCGUAGCUCUGCUUCUCUCUACAUGCCUAAUAGAGAAUCCCAGUCGCACGAGGGAUUUAAUGUAGUUUUCCUUCCCUUACAUUCGAGGCGAUCGGGAAAAAGGCUACUGACACCCAGCGUUGUACGUGAUAUCUUUUGGCAUCUCUCUUCCACUGCUCGCAAAGACCACCUAUCUCUCUAUAUCCCGGUCGUGAUGGAGGUUCUCAUGGACAAAAACACUGAACAUUCUCCCCCUCGAUAUGCAGAGAUCUUUGAACGAUUAAGUACCCAAGAAGGGGAGGGGCUGAGUCGACUGGGCUACAAACAAGAGUUUCAUCGGAACCGCUCCAUGGUCACCCUGCUAUUCCGGGUCCUAUCCAUCGCAGCCAUUCCAUACGGUGAAGGAGGUCCUCUGAUGACAGCCAUCUACGACGGUGGUCCACUGUCCAUCUUUUUCGGCUGGAUCGUCGUCUGUAUUCUGGACGAAAGCAUAGCCCUGUCCCUGGCCGAAUUGGCAAUCGCGAUAUCCCACGUCGGCCGGACCCUAUCACUGGACCUUUAA